GUUUCUCCGCCCACAGGGACAGCAGGAGCAGAGGGACAGCAGAGGGACAGCAGAGGGACAGCAGAGGGACAGCAGAGGGACAGCAGGAGCAGAGGGGAGUUUAACACAAAGCCAGGACUCAUUUCACUUCACCUUCACGUCUCACUAACAGUUUAUGGAUAAAGAUUGCUAACGCGAAGUAGGAUCGCAACCUCUAGUGUGGGAACCGCUGUGAUAAAUAUUCUGUCAGCACUUUAUCCUGGGAGCAAAACACAUGCAAAGGGGGCGAUGUUGAUGUUGUGCGUUGUGCUGUUCCUGCUCCUGCCUGCACCAUCUCUGGGAAACAACUGUUCUGAACACUGCAAAGCCUGUGGAGGACCUGAAAGAAACCAGUGUCUGCAGUGUCUACCAGGGUUCAUGCUGCACGACAAUGUGUGUGUGGACAUCGAUGAGUGCGGGACAGAGUUGGCAAAGUGUCCAGCUAACACGUACUGCAUCAACACACAUUCUUCUUAUGAGUGUCGAAGUUGUGACCGUGCGUGUGUGGGCUGUAUGGGCAGCGGUCCUGCUCGCUGUAAGAAAUGUGCUCCAGGCUACAGAUCCACCGAUCUGAAGUGUUUAGACAUUGAUGAGUGCAGUGAGCAGGUGUUGGCCUGCGCUGAUAUCAACGCUCUGUGUGUGAACACUGAAGGUUCGUUCCAGUGCCACUGUGCACCAGGUUUUACACGCAAAGGCACCGUGUGUGUGAGGAACCAGACACCUGUGGGAGAGGAACGUGGCUUGUUUGAUGAUCUCCAGGACGACGAGGUGGAGGUGCUGAAACAGAUGUUCUUCGGUGUGAUUCUGUGUGCUCUGGCCACGCUGGCCGCUAAAGGAGACAUGAUGUUCACCUCCAUGUUCAUCGGCGCCGUGGCGGCCAUGGUGGGCUACUGGCUCUCGGACAAGAGCGACCGCCUGUUGGACAGCUUCCUGAAGGGCAGAUGAAGUGCGCUGGAGGACAAAGAGGACUGGGACUGAGAACGAGAAUAGCUCAACAGCUUGGCCUGGAAAUUGGGAUUUUUUUUUUACUUUCCAUUUUUAAAAAGUGCAAAAAAAUGCAAAAAAAAACUUUUGCAAAAAAUGACUUGUGAAAAUCUCUGUUAUAUGUUAAUAUUAAGUACACUUGCCUAAUCUUUUAUCAUAGUGAACAAUUUGAGCAAAAAAAAAACAGAUAUCUGUCAUUGUACUUCCUUCUAAACAGGACAUAGACAUUAUUAUGGAUGUGACUGAAUAUGUAUACAUUAUGCAACUUGAACAUUAACCAGACUGAACGUGGUAUAUUGCUUGAGCAAUCAUUGACACAUGCCUAGUGGAUGUGAUGAUCUGUUAUAGCUAGAUUUGUAAAUACCAGUGCAUCGAACUUGGGUCAGCUGCAGAAAACUGAAGUCAGUUCAGGAGAUACAGGAACUAAUUGUGAGCAUUUGUAAAUAAAUCUUUGCAUUAGGGA
Molecule: messenger RNA, 1465 nt
Organism: Pangasianodon hypophthalmus (striped catfish)
Lineage: Eukaryota; Metazoa; Chordata; Actinopteri; Siluriformes; Pangasiidae
Gene: creld1a
Product: protein disulfide isomerase CRELD1
Exons: 8
Coding region: 268-963 (231 amino acids)
Molecular function (GO): calcium ion binding
Source: RefSeq, a predicted model, not a curated record